Molecule: messenger RNA, 381 nt
Organism: Cucurbita pepo subsp. pepo (vegetable marrow)
Lineage: Eukaryota; Viridiplantae; Streptophyta; Magnoliopsida; Cucurbitales; Cucurbitaceae
Source: RefSeq, a predicted model, not a curated record
AUGGAAGAGAUAGAAACAGUGAAGUGCGAGUGCUGUGGGUUAAAAGAAGAGUGCACACAGCAUUACAUAUCUCAAGUCAAGGCCAACUUCGACGCCAAAUGGCUCUGUGGCCUCUGUUCUGAAGCCGUUCACGACGAAAUUUUCAGAUCCAAAACCCCCCCGCCGCCGCCCUCCACUCGGAUUCAAGACGCCGUCAAAGCCCACAUGCUCUUUUGCCGGAAGUUCAAGUCUAACCCCGCCGUUAGAGUCGCCGACGGCAUGAAGCAAAUCUUGAGAAGACGCUCUUCCGACUUGUCGUCCUCCCACUCCUCUUCUCCUUCUUCUUCCUCCACUUCUUCCCAGGUUCGCGACAUGUCGUCUUUCUCCUCUUCCUUUACAUAA